Hibiscus syriacus is the source of this 1126-nucleotide messenger RNA. RefSeq names its product glucan endo-1,3-beta-glucosidase-like. The record is from RefSeq and is a predicted model, not a curated record. Gene Ontology annotation, cellular component: plasma membrane. The coding region runs from base 1 to 1104 and encodes 367 amino acids. The transcript is spliced from 4 exons. NCBI's taxonomy places the organism in Eukaryota, Viridiplantae, Streptophyta, Magnoliopsida, Malvales, Malvaceae. Gene Ontology annotation, biological process: carbohydrate metabolic process. Gene Ontology annotation, molecular function: hydrolase activity, hydrolyzing O-glycosyl compounds.
AUGAAAGAAAUGAAAGAAAGGGGGGGAAAGGUAGAAAUUUUAUUCAAAGCCACCGGCUUUAGAAUUUGUAAAGCAAGGAAAAGGGUGAAAACGACGAGUACAAGAUUUUCUGGGUUAUUGGUGUCAGCAAUGGUGUUUUUAACUCGAUUCCUUUCUGUAACAGAGGGCAGCGAUAUUGGCAUUUGCUAUGGUUUGAACGGCGACAAUCUUCCAUCUGCGGCGGAUGUAAUUAAUCUUUACAAAUCAUGUCAAGUGCAGAACAUCAGGUUGUAUCAGCCUUACCCUGAAGUGCUCGAAGCAUUAAGGGGGUCGGGGUUUUUCGUCGCCAUGGGAUCGAGAAAUGAGGACAUACCGAACUUCGCUGCUGAUCAAAGUGCAGCCAAUGACUGGGUUAACACGAACAUUGUCCCUUACAAGGAUGAUGUUGAUUUCAAAUGGAUCACCAUCGGCAACGAAGUCAUUCCGGGACCACUGAGCUCUUCUGUUCCUGGUGCCAUGAACAACAUCAUAAAUGUUAUUGCCUCGGUCGGGCUAGAAAUUAUGGUCACGACCGUGAUAUCGGGGACUGCAUUAGGUGCCCCGUAUCCCCCUUCUACAGGCGCUUUCACAAGCGAUCUGUCUCGUCUCAUUUACAUCCCUAGUACCAUUCUGGCUCAACAUGAUGCACCCGUCAUGAUCAACGUGUACCCUUACUUCGCCUACGCUUCAGACCCCACUCAUAUUUCAGCCGAAUUUGCUUUGUUCACGUCAACCACACCGGUGGUGAUCGAUGCAGGCUUAGACUACUACAACCUCUUCGACGCGAUGGUCAAUGCUCACAAUUCUGCUCUUGAAAAUAUCAACUUCGGCAGUGUAAGUAUCGCCAUAGCCGAAACUGGAUGGCCUACAGUUGGCAAUGAUCAUUACACGAGUAUCGCAAAUGACCAAACUAAUAACAGGAACUUGUUGAAUCAUGUGAUGCAAAGCGGGACUUCGAAAAGGCCUGGAUAUAUAAUGCCGGUAUUUUUCUUAGAGAUGUUCAACGAAGACUUGAAGCAAAGUCAAGUUGAGCAGAAUUUCGGAUUCUACUACCCCAUUAUGAAUCCUGUUUAUCCAUUUUGGUGAUUCUGAAACGAUGCUGUCGGCC